GUUUGUGUCUUAAAAUGGGCCUGUCUACUUGCCAUAGAAAGUGUAAUUUGAGAGAGACAUGGCACAAAUACUGUCCGAACGAUCGGUGAGAUGCUCUGGGAGAAAACUGUGCCGCAGUGAGCAAACAAUUUGAUCUGAUCAGCGCUUUUACUCCGCACCCGGACACCGCUCAACAGAGGAACUGCCCCCCCAGCGGAGUGCUGCGCAUAGGGGGCGAUGGAAUGGGGGCGAUGCUGUGAUGUGGAGGUCACACUUCCCUGACUUCAUUCUGCUUUUCAAUCGAUAAAUAACCGUAAUACAUGCGCAAUAAACAGCUACUGGAUCGACUAGCCUACGAUUAUAGUGGUCACAGCGGCUCACCUGACAGUUGCAUGUGAUGGGUAUUUUGAGUGAUUGGAGAGAAAAACAGGGAACUAUCCUUGCCCGACAACCGUGAGUGUUCAUCGUAGCAGUUCUCCCUACCACGAGUUCUGCAGCUUACACUGUAACCAAUUCGAUCAGUUGAUGAAACAAAGUCUCAAUUAACGAAGGCUUUACCGAAACUGCAUAUGAUAGCAAUUAAUUACAAUUGUAAUGUAUUAAUGCAACAUUUCAAUUGGCUGUUUGGCUGGCUGGCUUGAUUCGUGAUAAGAUGAGCCGUAUUAAAUCAUGCAGUGGCACCAUUGCGACUGUUUUAAGAGUUUUGUCGUUAUUAAUUGCCGUUUUAUAAAUAUGCUAGAUAUCUCAAGUGAGACUGUUUAAGGGAUUGUAUAGCUGCCUAACUGCGUCAGUACAUGCGAACGUUGCAGGUAGCCUAUGCACAUCCUCUCUGCUGAGGAAGGACCAUGAAAGCAGUAGCCUCUGAAUGUCACCAAUAACUGUCUAAAUAUUUCCCGGGGAUGGAUUCCGGGGAUGACUCGGUCACGGACGCGCCACUUGGAUCGACAUUCUCAUCGGUUCCCAAUUUAGACUCUGACACCAACGCCAACAUCCGUAUCUAUGAGAACGGUGGAGAGCGGAAUGUCAACAACAUGGAAACUGCAGCGCUGAGAGGGGCAAGCGACCCGAGCGCGUACCCCUUAUCGGAUUACCGGGGACUGGUCCGUCAGAGGUUUAUUCGCAGAAGCUUGUGGUUUUCCGACGCGGACGACCAAGCGUUGGACGCGCCAGAAUGCGUCAACAGUACUCCAAUGCUCAGCGUCCACCUGCGCACCAUCGUGGACCGAACCCGCGCGCUCGGACCUCGCGUGGCUUUCCAGGUCCAGGAGAGCUCGAGCACCGAGAGCCAAGUGGGGCAGAAGGACAGUGCGACUGAGAGUGUGAGCGCGGAUGAAGAGAAGGAGAGGAGCGAGGCCGAGCCAAAACCAGACGAUGCAGCUGCACCGUCGCCUGAUACCACCGGGAAAGCGGGGAUUGACGAGAACGAGGAUGAGAACGAGAUAAAAGCCGUGUCCACCUCACCCGGGGGCAGGUUUCUCAAGUUCGAUACUGAGAUCGGGAGAGGGUCAUUUAAGACUGUCUACAAGGGUCUGGACACAGACACCUGGGUAGAAGUUGCUUGGUGUGAACUGCAGGACCGCAAGCUGACCAAAGCGGAGCGCCAGAGGUUUAAGGAGGAGGCAGAGAUGUUGAAGGGUCUUCAGCACCCCAACAUUGUGCGUUUCUACGACUUCUGGGAGUCACCGGUCAAAGGGAGGAAGUGCAUCGUUCUGGUGACAGAGCUCAUGACCUCAGGGACACUAAAAACGUAUCUGAAGCGGUUUAAGGUGAUGAAGCCUAAGGUUCUGAGGAGCUGGUGUAGACAGAUCCUGAAGGGGCUCCACUUCCUCCACACCAGGGACCCUCCCAUCAUCCACAGGGACCUGAAGUGUGACAACAUCUUCAUCACCGGCCCCACCGGCUCCGUUAAGAUCGGGGACCUGGGAUUGGCUACCCUCAAGAGGGCCUCCUUUGCCAAGAGUGUCAUUGGCACCCCAGAGUUUAUGGCCCCUGAGAUGUAUGAGGAGCACUAUGACGAGGCGGUGGACGUCUAUGCCUUUGGCAUGUGUAUGUUGGAGAUGGCCACCUCAGAAUACCCUUACUCCGAGUGCCAGAACGCCGCUCAGAUCUACCGCAAAGUCACCAGCGGGGUGAAGCCUGCCAGCUAUGAUAAGAUCAGUGACCCAGAGAUUAAAGAGAUCAUCGGGGAGUGUAUCUGCCAUCGGCGGGAAGAGAGGUACAGCAUAAAGGACCUCUUGAACCAUGCCUUCUUUGCGGAGGACACAGGCGUGAGGGUGGAGCUGGCCGAAGAGGACGAUGGGAAAAAGAGUUCCAUCGCCCUGAAGGUGUGGGUGGAGGACCCCAAGAAGCUGAAGGGGAAGUACAAAGACAGUGGUGCCAUCGAGUUCACCUUUGACCUGGAGAAAGAGACCCCAGAGGGCGUGGCCCAGGAGAUGGUAGAUUCAGGCUUCUUCCUGGACAGCGAUGUGAAGAUCGUAGGAAAGUCCAUCAAGGAUCGAGUGGCUCUCAUCAAAUGGAGGAGGGAGCGAACCGUCCCUGCAGUCGAGAACCAGACCCAGAACCUGCUACAGGUGCCCAGCAUGGGGGUACCACGACAGGGGGCGCAACUGGCCCCAGCAGAGCCAGAGGAGGCAGAAGCUGACCAGCCCCUUACCCUGAUCUGCAGCCUGCCCGCACACGCCACCACGACUACAUCUGAUGGUGGAGUGGGCCUCAUGGUGCUGUCAAAUGUUAAAAACAGUCAGCCCAGUGCCCCAUACCAGUCCAUCCCAGAGCCCAUCUCUACACCCCAGGUGGUCUACAGCCCCCCUGUGCAGCCCCAGGCCCAGCUGCACCAGGGAGCCUACCAGAAGCCCACUGCACAUCCUCCCCAAGUGGCCUACUCCUUAGCUACUACCACACAGCUUCAUCAGGUGGCCUACCAGCAAGCCACCACUCAGCUGCACCAUGGGGCCUACCAGCAACCUAAAGCACAGCUGCAUCAGGGGGACUACCAGUCUCCACCUCCCAGUGCAGGGUGGAUCCAGGCCCAGCCCCAACCCCAGGCUCAGCCAGCCUCUGCUCCAGCCACCCCAGGGCCUCCGGUACAUCAGAACGGCCCCACAGCCCCACAGAGCUUCCCAGCUGCUGCCCCUCUCGCCACUGUACAGGCACAGGCGCAGCCUGCUGUUACAGCCCAGCCCAGCCACGAGUUGUCUGCCAGCCAGCCUCUACCUCAGCAGUGCUCUGACAUCACCAUCAGUCUUGUCCAAUCAGCUGCCUGCCUGGGCAGCAAUGCUUCUACCCCUCUACAUCAGCCUUCCCAGGCCACGCCCCCUCUCCAGCCACUGCAGAUCAGCACACAGGUCCAGUCUGGUGCCCCUCAGGACCUCCAUGGAGAGGCUCAGGUGUCGGCCCUCGCUCCGCUCCACCCCGAACUCCACUCCGCUCCACUCCAGCCUGCCAUCCUCUCCUCACCCUGGAGGGCUGAGGUGGUGGACCCCGAACCUGCUGCUGCACCCGGGUCUGACCAGACUGUCCCUGAGAUCCCAGCCCGGGUCCCACGCCUGGUUCCGGUUCCAGCUGCAGCCCUGAAGCCCGCUGGCAUCCAGAUAGCAGCCCCAGUGCCUGACCGUUUCAGCUUGUCCACGACUCAGCAGAACCUGGACACUGCAUCUGUGUCCACCUCUUGCCAACCUGAGGCCAGCCAAGAGGAGCCACUGCAAGAGAAACCCAUGGCCUUUCACAGUUACCCAGGCUAUGACAGCUUCAACUCAGACGUGGCGUCGGGUAAGGAGAUGAGUGAUGGCUGCGAUGGCUCGGCCAGCGGCGGGAAAGGGGACGGGAAGACCCGGAAACACCACCGCAAAUCGGCCCGCACGCGCUCCCGCCAGGAGAGGACCAACAAGCCCAAACUGAGCAUGCUCAAUGUGUGCAACACAGGCGAUAAGAUGGUGGAAUGCCAGCUGGAGACUCACAAUCACAAAAUGGUGACCUUCAAGUUCGACCUGGAUGGAGAUGCUCCGGAGGAGAUAGCCAUUUACAUGGUGGAGAAUGGCUUCAUCCUGCCCAUAGAGAAGGAGAUGUUCAUUGACCAGCUGAAAGACAUCGUGGACAAGGCUGAGGACAUGCUGAGUGAGAACAUGGAGGGAGAGACGGCCUCCGCCCUGGGUGGCAGUCCCCAACUUGGACACAACUCUGGGGGCUGGGGGAGAGAAAUUCAGCAGCCCGGAGCACACCAUCCUGUUUAUCAGCAGAAUGUGCUCCACACAGGGAAGAGAUGGUUCAUCAUCUGCCCAGUAGAGGAGCCUCCUACCUCCAGCCAGGAUGGAAUUACAAACGUAACUGCUGAUGGGACUACAACUGCUCAGCCUGACAGGACUACAAUUGCACAGCCUGAUGGGAUUACAGUGCCUGGCCAGUCUGCUGAGGGUGGCACUGCAGGGACUGCUUCAGGCAGAGUAUCAGCGUCGUCCUCCAUAGCUAACUCAGUUUCUGGGGGGAGUGGAGGCUUCGCCUAUGAGGGCUAUGGCCUCUGUAGCCCUCCCAUCCUGUCCUCCACAGACCCUCUCCUCCUGGCCAUGUCCCAUGUCCCAGCCCCCUCUGGCCCCCCAUCUGUCCACCCAGGACCUCUUCCAGAGGGCCAGACCCACAGUUCUACCCUUCCCAGGGUGCAUCACACCCAGCCAGCCUCGGCUCCUCCAGUGGCCCCCUCUGGAGGUCGCCGCAGCUUCCUGUCCGGAGAGGAGCACCAGGGAGGAGGGCGUCUGGGUGCCAUCUCUCCCAUCCACGCUGCCCAGCAGAUGGCAGAGAUGGCGUGCACUGCCUCCAUGGUGGAGGAGGUACCCUGUUGCCCGCUGGUCAUGCCCCUGUCCCUGAACGUGAGUUGUGAUGCCCAAGGGAGCUCAACUCCCCUCACCCCUCUGCCCCAGGACCCCUCUACUUCCUCAGCCAGAGAAUCCCUACAACUCUCCUACCCCUCUGUUUCCCGCGGCGACCGCUCCCAGCAGCCCGUGGUGCUCCAUCAGCCUUUCUCUUCAGUGGGUGGAGCCAAGGCCCCCUCGUUGCCCCAGAGCCCGGCUCCCCACCAGCACACGGCAGGGGGGCCCAGUGAGUCGGACGGGGAGGGUCGAGGGGUGGGAGGUCGGGGGGGCUUUGUGGACAGCACCAUCAAGACUCUGGACGAGAAGCUGAGGAACCUGCUGUACCAGGAGUAUGCUCCUAUGUACCCAUCAGGCACUGCCGCGGAGACACCAGGCUCGGGGACAGAGUACGUCCAGUCCCCUCCUGGGCCCGACAGUGCCACCUUGGGGUCAGGAAACAGCACACCUGGACCUAUGGGGGAAGGGCGCUACCGGACAGGGGAACAGCUGCCUCAGAUUCCAGAGAGGAUGGACAGUUUAAGCGCGUUGAGUGAUUCUGCCAUGGGUGCCCCCAUGUCUAGGAGAAAGAACAUACUCCACUCUACCUCCUGCUCGGGCUCCAGUGGCCGGUCUAAGAUUAUCAUAGGCCCUCCUGACAUGGUGACACGAGGAGAGCUGAAGCAGAGGAGUUGGAGCAGUGCUGCCUCCCCAGCACAUCCUGCUGGCCACUCAGACCACCGCAGCAGUGUCCAGGCAAUGGCCAUGGCCCCCUCCACCACCAUCGGACGCUUCUCCGUGGUCAGCACCGAGGACGACGUCACCCUGAGGACCCGCAGCAGCCGCUACUCUGCGCCGCCCGAUUUCUACCUGGAUACACCCCCCUCCAUGGCCAAACGGGGGUCACUGCCGCACGCCUCCACUACCACUUCCAUGUCUGUUGAUGUUACAGUCCACGCACACCCACGCUUCCUGUCAUCAGACUCGGGGGCGGAGAGUAGUCCCGCCAAGCUGGCCCCGGCCACACCUUCACGGCACGGCCACUCGGGGGAGCGAAGAGGAAGUGACCUCAUGAAGAGGGCGGUGGCCUUCUUGCGCCGUUCGGGCCGCCGCAGUAGUAGUGUGCAGAGCUCUGAUUCGCCGAGCCGGCAGGGGGGCGUGCACGGCUCGGCCUAUGUCAGUAGUGACAACGACUCCGAGAUGGAGGACUCGGAUAUGAAGAGAGAGCUUACCAGACUCAAGGAGAAGCAUUUGAAGGAGAUUUCGGAGCUGCAGGCCCACCAGAGAGGGGAAAUAGAGCUGCUGUACCAAAGGCUGGGUAAAGCCACUCCACCCCCCCUAGGUUUCUCCCACACAGCUCCCCCCAAGCGGAAGAGCAAGCACAAGCACAAACUGAAGGCUGGCAAACUCCUCAGUCCUCUGGUACAACAGCUGAGGAACGUUACCACCAAAACCAGUGAUUCUAGCAAAACCAGUGAGCCUACAGUGAGUCUGAACGGGUCUCCAGCAAAAGCUCCAGUUCAGUCAGACAGCCAAGCCCAUUCAGGUACCAGUCACCUGGCUACCUCCACCUCUGAGCCCGUCCAGACCCAGCAGCCCUGCUCCCUCAAGGGUUCCCUCUCCUCAGACAACAUUUACGCUGGAGCUGGACUACACGGAGAGGGGACAGGUCCACAGACUCCACCAAGCCAAGGCUGGCCUGCUUACCCUCCACCACCUGAGAGAGUGACCUAUAAAACCAGUAGCAAACCACGCGCUAGAUUCCUCAGUGGGCCUGUGUCUCUGUCUAUCUGGUCAACUCUGAAACGUCUCUGCCUUGGUAAAGAGCGUGGUAGGGGGACUGGAUCAGGCUCAGGUGCAUCCAACCAGCCUUCCCAGCAACAGACAGCCAGCUCCACCCCUCCUCCCCACCAGCCAAUAGCAGGGUUGGCCCAAGCCCAGGCCAACAACAGCAACAACAAGACAGGCACCUUCACUGGCACUUACCCUGGCGCCUACAUAGGCUCCUAUGCAGGGUCCUUCACAGACGACCUCCACAGACUGGUGGAUGACUGGGCCGUGGAGGCUCUGGCUGUCUCCUGGCGGCCGCGGCCCAGUUCCCUCAGCCUCAGUGGGCAGCCGCGUUGGAACGACGACCCCAUGGGGCCCAGAACCAGAGCCAGACUGGCCAGCGCUCCAGAUACACCUGCCAGGACAGCCCCUGGCUUUGAAGGCCCCCAACUCUCCCUGUCAUGGCCGAUGAUUGACAGCCAGGCCCAGGGGUCAGUGAUGAGGACCAGCUCCCCGGGACAAGCAGGGUUCCAUCCUAGCUAUAUGGUGGCCCAUCAAGCCCCAGGCCUGUUUGGGGGGCUGCCACCUUCGCCCCUCUCACCCUUCUGUGUAAGCCAGUGGCCUGAGCUGCUGUCCUCCUUGGGUUCAGGGGUGUUUGCUUUCCCUAUCAUGCCCCCAGCCUGGGGCACCCCCACUUCCGCCCCUGCUCCACCCUACGAGCCCCCCGACCCCAAAACCAGGACCCUCUAAUCCUCUAACCCCUGUAGCAUCAUGUCUUCCAACUAUGUUACCAAAAAAUAAGUCAUAUGUAGUUAGAGCUGUGGUCUACUCUACGCACUGUAUGUAAACUGUAUAUAUUUAACCAGCAUGUAUGUAUAUAGUAAGCAUUUGUAUAUAUAGCCCAUAUAUGUUGUUAUCAAUGUGUGUGACAUUAUCAACCUCAAUUUACAUACCUCAUAUGUAUGUACAUAAGGGACAUAUGUAUAUUUUAUCACCUGUGUGAAUGUGUUGUACUGUAUUUAAGGUAAUACAUUCAUUAUAUUUGCAUAAUCCAUUCAUUUGUUUGUGCAUAUAAGCUUUCUGUGUAUUUAAAGGAUCUAUUCCUGUAUCAUUCAUUGCUACUGUCUUUGUACAUAAACUGUUUAUGUUUGUGUGUUUAUCACCCAUAUGUGUGUAUGUGUACCCCUGUGUGUGUGUGUUUUUGUGAGACAGUGUGUGUCCAACAUGUUAUCCAUAUGUAAAGUAGGGCCUGCAGGGCUCUAUCCUAACCCAGACGAGAGCCAUUCCCCAUCUUGCCGUCACUGUGAAGCCUCGUCUACCUGGUUACCAGCCUGGUCUCCCUGGUUACUAGGUCACCAGCUGUGUCACCCUGGUUAACAGCCUGGUCACACUGUUGGUUUCCCUGGUUACCAGCCGUGUCACCAUGGUUACCAGGACCGCCUGCUUUAUUACUCUGACAUUUAUGUUGUAAUAUACUUCCUUCAUUUUCAUUGAAACUCUUACAACGCUAGUGCUUGAAAUAGUCCUAGGAAAUGUGGAAGAACUUGAACUUAACCUUCAGGAGAAAUAUCCUGCAAGAGUGCCUUGAACAGUAGUUUCAGUUCAUUCUGGAGACAAGCAUGAGGCCAUCUGAGAUAAGUUAGGAUAAUGGGGUCAUAUUAUGUGUGUGGUUUUGUCUUUAAAGGUACUAGGUAUAUUUGUGUGAAUGUUAUAUUUAGGAAAAAAACAGGUUGGUUAUAUUCAGGUUGCCAAUUUAGAAUGUUGGGAGUAUGACCAUGGUAUUGGUUGUUUUGUGAAUAUUAUAGUAACAGAUGGGACAUUAUCUAAUGUACUACUGUAAGAUUCACACAGCACUGAAGCUAUGUGUUGGCCUCUUUGUCCAGAGGCUUCUACAAAGCAGUAGCUAUAUACGAUUUUGCUCCACUGACCACGGCCUGCAUGAACACACACUAAAGCUUGCACGGGAUAAGUGCAAGAGUUAGGGGCAUUCUCUGGGUGAGAGCUAGUGUUACUUGGCCGUCACAAAACAGUGGAUAUUUCGUACUGUACUGUACAGUAUGAGUAGAACUGAAGGGUUUCUCAGUAUGGACAUUCCUACAGUAUGCCUUAUUGUGGGUUUGAAUCAUUCACCCGUGUGGUUUCAGUAUUAAGUGGGUCAUUCCACGAAUAGUGCCUUUCAUGGCCUUGUGACGUUGUGUGCGUGUGUACAUUUUUAUAAAACACGUCAUUUAACCAUUAGUUCACAUACUUCUGCGCUCUUACCGAGCUAAGCACUCAAUUUAACAGUCGGUUCACAUAAGUCCAAUAGUAGCGUGUUUUCAUGAAAGUAAAUUCCCAUUUUGGCAUGUCCCACAUCAUGUUUGACAAUUUUAACCCGCUUCACCACAAACAUUCCCAAAGUUUUCACCGUCGUUGUAAAGCCGUAGUUAUUUUCUUGCUUUGACCAAGUACCAAUGGGUCCCUCAGGUUUAUUAAGGUCAGCCCUGUGACAUGAACUGAACUCUCCUUUAAAAAGAAAAAUGUAACAUCUAAUAGUCAAAGCAUAGUGUAAAAGCAGGUGAGCUGGGGUCCCUCUUUUUGUCCAUUUCCAGUGUUUUGUGGUGGAAAACUGAGCGAUUCGAUCAUAACACGUCAACCUAGUUACCCCUAGACAGAUAGGCGACACAUUUUUUAACAAGUUCGCAUGUUUGGUUAAUCUUGCAUUGAAUUGCGCCUCUCUGUUCCAUACCCCCUAAUUUAUGGCUUAAGUAAGAUGAAAUCGUCAAUGCUGUUACUUUAAUUGGCACUUUUACAGCCAUUUUUUUUCUGAGAUGGGAAAACAUGUUUUCAUGUAGUUUAACAUGUACUCUUUAUGACGGAAAUAAAUGUGUAUUUGUAUUAUCACACUACCGACAAGGCACUCUAUUCGUGGAAUGACACAAGUAUGGGUUUUGUUCAUGCACAGUACCGUAUGACAUAUAUGAAUGUUAGAGGCCGGUAUGAUAUAUAAGGAUUUGUAAUUUAUCGCAUGACCUAAACAAGUUGGCUCGUCUAAAGCCCAUGUAGUAACCAACGGAUAAAAUGUGCAUUUCAUACGGUAUCUGUGGAGGUUGUUGGUUAAAAAAAGUAAUAAUGUUCAAUAAGGAGUUUGAUCAUUGACGUAAGAUCAGUCAUAAUCUGUAUCAUAAGGAUAAUAAGUAUACAGUUAUACAGUGACUAAUGUAGUGGUGUGUGUUGAUGACAGAGAAGGGGCUAUGUCUUCUAACUGCACAGUUAUUCCACUUUAGUCUUCUGAGAUGGUCAGAAUCACAAGACCAGGCCAGUGUAUAUCAAUCGAUACUUCUUUCAUUUUGUUGAGUUGUAUGACGCAAUCAUUUAAAUCCAGUAUAACACACAUCAUCUUGUACAAUAAUAUCUAUCAACAAAGAUCAGAAAUCACAUGACCCAAACAAUCCCAGCAAAGGCUCCAUACCCGGAAUGUGAGAUAAAUAGUGUCUGUCACUACUACACCCAUUCAGCCAAUAGCUUCCUUUGCCAACCAGUUGGCAAUUCUUGCAAAUAAAUCCUUUACUUGUUAUGGUUUGAAGCGUUUCCUAACUGUACAGUCGUUCAGUCAGUUCAGUUUGAAUUGAACUUUUGUAGACGAAUAGUGCAGAAUGUUCUGCUCUGAAUCCAAUCUCCAUCCCAUGCAAAGCGAGACUUGUUCUCUGUAAACAGCACCUGGCCUAUGUAGCUAUUGACAGGACUCAUCAUGCGCUCACUAUACACAGCAAGGCUUUCUCUGAACUCUGAUCUGUGACGCUUGCAGUAGAAGCUCUGCUCUCUGUACGAUUGCUUUUGCCUAGCUUAUACUCUCCCUGCACUUUCCUGACACACUGGUCAGUAGCGCUCAUCUCGCUCACAAAGAUUGUACAUAUUUGAAGACAGAAAUAAAUAAUAAACUUGUUUUCGCUUGACAA
Messenger RNA from Oncorhynchus nerka (sockeye salmon), 10525 nucleotides. Its product is annotated as serine/threonine-protein kinase WNK2-like. Gene Ontology annotation, cellular component: cytoplasm; cytosol. Gene Ontology annotation, molecular function: ATP binding; potassium channel inhibitor activity; protein serine/threonine kinase activity. The record is from RefSeq and is a predicted model, not a curated record. Lineage: Eukaryota; Metazoa; Chordata; Actinopteri; Salmoniformes; Salmonidae. Gene Ontology annotation, biological process: negative regulation of sodium ion transport; positive regulation of potassium ion import across plasma membrane; monoatomic ion homeostasis.